Moneuplotes crassus is the source of this 1135-nucleotide messenger RNA. Lineage: Eukaryota; Ciliophora; Spirotrichea; Euplotida; Euplotidae. The record is from the annotation of a GenBank genome assembly.
CUGACUUGUCUAGGUGCUAAAAUGGUACCGCGCUUAGAUACGCACAAAUUUGUAUUAUAAGCAAGGAUUUUGUAGCAACUCUUGUCAGAUACUAAGAGCAGAGUAUUCCUACCAUCCUUUGUCCAUUAUUUGCAUUUUUAGGAAAAAUUAUGGGUUUAGAAAUUCAUUAUUUAUCAGAAAAUUUCGAAGAGUGAAAUUACCAUAAAUCCACUAUAAAUCUGGAUAUUUCUAAAAUUCGUAUUCAGAUAUUAAAAUAUUAUUUUAUACAUUUUUUAUUUGAAUACUUCCAUAUCAAGGAAAAGAGCUUAUUAAGUACCAUUUACUAUCAAUACGGUUUAUCAAACUUUUAAUGAUUUAGGGCAAAACAUAGAUUCAAGUCGAAAUUUGUCACUAAAGGACAGUCCUAUGCAGCACCAGAAUUUAAUAUCAAAACAAAAGAUGAUUGAGAAAGCUCAUCAAAGAAUGAGAAGUUUAGUUAGGUACGACUAUUCCUUCAUGGACUUCCUCUUCUCCAUCCUCAACAACAUACCCUGCUUGUUUGUGUGUUGUUGUCGAAGCAAAAACAGACUGCAUCUGAAGAAGAGGAACUCUUUGUACAACAAAGGUGGAGACAAAUUUAUCAAAGAGUUCGAUGCCGUCCGCUACGCAAAGUCUAUGCGUGAGGUACAGACGCUACUCAAGUCCAUGAUAGAUGACAAAGAGCGGUUCAUAAUACCAUAUCAGAAGUGUAACAGUAUCGCAAUGCAUUCAGAAAGCGAUAGUGGUAAUGAAGACGACAACUAUGCCAAGGUCCCUAAGAUGUUUGCAAAAUCGAAGAUAAAAGAGCUCCACAGGGCAGAAGUGGAUGAAUUCAUGGAGGAAUAUUCUAAAGAGAAUUGGUCAGACAGAGACUAUCGACUUGUAAAUGGAGUUAUUGCUUCGACUAAUAUAGCAGACGCAGAUUUAGCAAAGGUGGUACCUCAGACAAGAGAGAACAGAAAGCAUGAACAUCAAGAAAUCGAAUUUGAAGAUAUAAACCCUAAUAUUGAGUUUGAGGAAUCUAAAAUCAUGCCCCCUGAGUUUCAUGUUGGCAAGAAGAUCAAGCCUCCCCUCACAAAGGACCUAAGUUUCCCUGAAAUGGAUUAGAAUGAAUAUC